Molecule: messenger RNA, 4373 nt
Organism: Stegostoma tigrinum
Lineage: Eukaryota; Metazoa; Chordata; Chondrichthyes; Orectolobiformes; Stegostomatidae
Gene: creb3l3l
Product: cAMP responsive element binding protein 3-like 3 like
Exons: 10
Coding region: 103-1491 (462 amino acids)
Biological process (GO): regulation of transcription by RNA polymerase II
Cellular component (GO): nucleus
Molecular function (GO): RNA polymerase II cis-regulatory region sequence-specific DNA binding; DNA-binding transcription factor activity, RNA polymerase II-specific
Source: RefSeq, a predicted model, not a curated record
GUUCCGGUGACUUGAUGUCAUUUUUGCCUUGUUGGAAUCUGCUGUCGGAGAGAAACAUCGGCUGCCGGCGAGGACACAGAGGACCGUGCAGUGAGGAGUAAGAUGUCUCUUAUUGAUGAUCUUGAUAAUGAGUUGCUGCAGUUGCUGUUUCAGCAGCAGUCUGGAUCACUUCCAGGUGAAGAGUUUGGUGAUGGGUCCAAUUUCAUGAUGGACUGGGGACUAUGUGAGCAUGAUAUACUGAAUGACAAUGACACUGAGGAUUUCUUCAACUCCAUCAUCGGCUCUUUUGAGGAUGAUGCCAACACAAUAUCCUGGUCUCCAUUAGGUAGUGACAGCGGAAUAUCAGAAGACAACAACAACAAUUGCGGUCAGGAAGAUAGCCCAUCAAGCAGUGAUGCUCCACUGACUGAUAGCCCAUCAUUUUCUGAAGUCGUACAUUCUGACCAUAACUACUCACUUCACCAGGAUGCUCAGACAGAAGUCAAUUGUUUGCACAGCGUAAGGACUGAGAAUCCUUCAACAGAAACUGACAUCUCAAUUGAUUUAGAGUGGGAAUCUGAGUUUGUGAUCGAAAACUCACAAGUUAUUCCUGUGGAAGAAAGCCCUGGCCUGGUAACUCUCACCAUUGAAGAUCUGCAGCAAAACCAUAAAACAAAUCAACUUUGCUUUGAAAAUCUGGUUUUGACAGAUGAAGAAAGACGACUUCUGGCCAAGGAUGGUUUGGAGUUGCCCACACACCUUCCCCUCACAAAGUCAGAAGAACGAGCACUGAAAAGAAUCCGAAGAAAGAUCAGAAACAAACAGUCUGCUCAGGAGAGUCGCAAAAAGAAAAAGAAUUACAUUGAUGGCUUGGAGAGUCGAGUUGUAGCAUGCACCGUUCAAAAUCAGGAGCUGCAGAGGAAGGUGCAGCAUCUUGAAAGCCAAAAUAUGUCUCUAAUAGAACAGCUAAAGAAGCUGCAAGCAUUGCUUAAACAAACCACAACCAAAAGUGCUAACAUCAGUACUUGCAUAAUGGUAUUCCUGUUGUCGUUUACACUUAUCAUUUUUCCAAGUAUCAACCCUUUUGGUGCAAAGCUGGGGUCCCAGGACGAGUCAUACAGUGUUCUUUCCAGAACUUUACUCGACAGUGAAUCGUCUCACAUACGUGUGGUGCCAAACACCUACAAUCCGGAUGCUGAUUCAGACAAAAUGGAAAAGAAUCCAGGCUUAGAUCAAGAAAUUCCUCCAACGUUAUUGACAGGAAGUCAGAACAGCACACCCGAAGCUUCUGACUUGGCAAUCAAGUCAACUCUGAACAGCAAUUCCUCUUCAGAUAUAGAUAGAAUAGUGAAAACUACCACCCAAGAUGACACAAGCCUGGGCAGGGCGGCAUCGGGAAAUGAAAAAGGCGGUGGCUAUGGCAUCUCUCCUUCAACAGUGAACACACCAAACUGGACAGAGCAUACUGCAACAGUAAUCAUAAAAGCACAUCCACGGUCAGAUGAAAUGUAGCAGAGUGUUUCCUGUCAGUGAAUUAUGAAUUGUACAUAAUUUGUUUUGAAAUGGAGGAGUAAAAUGAACGUGUUUUUCAUGUACAUAGAUACUAUGGAGGUUUGCUCUUUUACUUAAUAAUUUAAAAAAUCUCAGCAUCGUUUAUGGGAGUGGGUUGACUUUUAUUUUUAAUUUUUAUAAAUUGCAUAGUCCCUUUAGUAUGAUAAAGUGGCAGUUACCAACAUUAUGUUUUGUAGCCAGUACAAAUAAUUAAAUACUGCAAUAUCAUGUUAUGGGUUCAUAAGUUCAUCUAACUCUUUUAGAAAUGUUGUUCUAUAUUUUGAACAUGUGUUUCCUGUUUCCUCCCUCCUCAAGUUCCUCUUAGAAGUAGCCUCUCCAGUUCCUGAGCUGCUGAUUCAUCGUGUUGUAUUACUCCAUUUGAAAUGCAGUGUGUUUUAGAAUGUGCACCAGGAUUUGUUUGUUUGAAAGAAUCAACUCCCUUUUCUUUAAAUCUCUCAAGCAACCCUUCUUGCCUUUGUUGCAGUUCCCUUUGCCCAUUUGCAAUGUAUUGUUACAGCGAUGGCGACAGAGUUUUGUGAAGCUCAUCUCUUUAUUAUACUUCUUCCUUCAGUGUGUUCUUUCUACUAUGUAUUCAUUUCCUGUUCAUUAUCUAGCUAUUAGCUCCUGACUUAUUUUUAACCAUGCUUCUCGCAAUCAUUCAUACAGAGUAUUAUACCAAGGCACAACUGCUCUCAGUACUUAUUCAUCUGAUGGGAUGAACAACAGCCUCAUCUUGGCAUCAAAUGUUUAUGCUUCAAAAUUAUCAAAAAGUGGAACAUUACAAUCUAAAUUUCUUUCUCUUGCCCCAUUUGCUACCAGCACUUCCUUGUUUCUGUUAACCUUGCCUUGUGUUGUAAAACAGUCCAGCGUAUAACUUGGUGCUUAAUCACAAGUUUAGUAUGUGAUUGUGAAAUAUGACAUUUGACAUUUUGACAUAUGACAAGAAACAGGAGUAAACCAUUCGGCCACUCAAGCCUAUUGUACUAUUCAGCUAAAUAUUGGCUGAUCUGAGUGUUAAUUUCAUUUACCCACUUCCACCUGAUCUAACAAAAAUCUAUCAAUUUAAAUGCUGAAAUUACCAAUGUAUCUAACCUCGACAGCUUUUUUAGGGAAAAGUGUUCCUGAUUUUUGCUACCCAUCAUGUAAAGUAUACUCAAAAUCUGAUGAUUAAUGCCUGAACUACUGCGUUAAGGGAUUGAUGGGUCAGUAGUAAUUUCAAAACAUUUUGAAGUUGAAAUUUUGAGGCAGCAGAACCCACGCUGGCCUUUUAAUCACAAUUUCUUAUUUUGUUUGCCUUUACCUUUUCAGUGCUAUCAACUCGGCUUGACAUUCCCCACCGCUGGAGGUGCUAUUAUAAGUCUUGGAUAGGUUCAGUCUGCAAGUAACUUUAUCAUUUAAUAAUUAAUGAAGAAGGGCUAUCCAAGAUAAUACUUCUACAUUUACAGAAACAUAAAGUUUGUUGCGUUUAGUGAUGGUUUUGUGACAUUCAGAUUACAAGGCAUUUGCAAUGCUACAUGCAGCAACAUGUUAUCAAUCUUCAUAAGAUCAAAUUGCUGUACCAUGUUAGACUUCGCAGUGAAAGAGCUGAUUAUCCUACAAAUGUUUCUCAGCCUUUAGGAAUUCCAUUUAAAGUCAGAGGUUUUAAUUUCAGUGCACUCGGUUUUUCAGUAUUUGUGAGAUUCUCUUAGGCAAUAUAUCAUAUCACCUGCUUUGCCUUUUUAUGUAAGAUCUGAACUGUCUGGCUUUAAUUUGAGAUUUUCACCUACUUCUGAAUGGUGCAGUAACCCCUCUCUUUACUGUUUUGAUGGGAUAUGCUAUCUUCCUGCAAGAUGUUCAUUUUCUGUUACACUAAGCUGACAAUUUCAUUUUGUACCUAAAGACUGGCAGGCUUCCAGUGACAGGCCAGAUCACUUCCUCUGAGCACACAACCUGGUUUCCCAACCCCCAUUCCUCACCAACAUGUUCUUUGACCUCAUGUCCUGUAAUCAAGCUGUUCCUCACCAAACCACAGUCCAAUGUAAUUAAUUUCCCAUCUCUUCCUCACAUUGCUUUUCCUUCCCCUCUCAUAGCCCCUAAAGAAGCCAGACUUCAACAUUUUGUUUUUAUUCAUUCAUAGAUGAGAGGGUCACUGCCUAGGCCAGCAUUUAUUGUCAUCUCUAAUUACUCAGAGGGCAGUUGGGAGUUAACUACAUUGUUGUGGGCCUGGAGUCGCAUGUAGGCCAGACCAGGUGAGGAUGGCAGUUUCCUUCCCUAAAAGUGGGUUUUUCCUAACAAUCAACAAUGGUUUCAUGGUCAUUAUUGAACUUUUAAUUUUAAUUUAAGAUUUUUUUAUUGAAUUCAAAUUCCACCAUCUGCCAUGAACAUGAUCUCGGCGUCCAGGCUAAUGAUCUUAGCGAUUAAUUGUACAAGGCCAUUGCCUUUCCUCAAACAUCAACAUGCUCUUGAACUACUGCCCUAUCUUCCUGCCUGGUCUUAAAGUACCAUGGGAUGCUUUCUAAUGUUAACGGCACCAUAUAACUACUUUUAUUUUUCCUCUAUUCUUUUAGCUGCUUUCAAAGUGGCUUCAUCCUUUUUUAAAUCAGAUCAACUGUGGCCUGAAAUCAAAAACAGAAAUGAUUCAGUUGGGAUUUGUCUGUUUUGCAGAAGGAUGGGGUGUAAGUAUAUAGGAAAUACACAUCAUAGAAUUUGACUCUGUGCUUGCUGGCAGCUAUUAGGCAUGUAAAUAUAUUGUGUAUCUGUAAAUAACUAUUAAAAGUGAAAAGUACUGUAUGGAAGCCCAGUGUACAUCAGUUAAAAGCACUCAGUGAAUUGCAUAAGUUGAAAAUCUAAAAUAAAAAUUGUUA